This is a messenger RNA of Fukomys damarensis (Damara mole-rat), 2364 nucleotides long. Its product is annotated as multiple epidermal growth factor-like domains protein 11. The coding region runs from base 1 to 2259 and encodes 752 amino acids. NCBI's taxonomy places the organism in Eukaryota, Metazoa, Chordata, Mammalia, Rodentia, Bathyergidae. The record is from RefSeq and is a predicted model, not a curated record. The transcript has 16 exons.
AUGAGUCUCCAGCUGUGUCCCAGAGGCUUCUACUGCCCCAAAGGUACAGGCCUGGACUGGCAGCCCUGCCCCCCAGGCACCUAUGGCCCUGAGCUCGGGCUGAGCACCCUGCAAGGGUGUCAAGUCUGUGGUGGGGGCAGGUUCUGUCCGGUGGCCAACGCAACAGAAGCCAGUGGACAGUGUUGGGAGGGCUUCUUCUGCACCAGAGGCUCUACCCGACCAAACCCAGAGCCCAGCACUGAAGAGGAAGCCGGCCCUUGUCCUCGGGGAUACUACUGCCCGAGGGGCUCAGCUGUGUCCCAGCCCUGCCCACCUGGUACCUUCAACCCCUGGCUCAAGCUCAACUCUGAGGCUGCCUGCUCCCUGUGCCCGCCUGGCCAUUACUGUGGCUCUGCUGGCCUCACACACCCUUCUGGGCUGUGUAGUGAAGGCUUCUUCUGCCUUGGAGGGGCCAUCACCCCAAACAAAUCCCUGGAAGACAGGACUGGUGGCCCAUGCCCUGCAGGACACUUUUGCCCCCCAGGCACGGCCUCCCCAAAGCCUUGCCCAGCAGGCACUCACAAUACCAGGAUUGCUCAGGGAGGCUGUGAACCAUGUCCCCGGGGAUUCUUCUGCCCAGCCAACACCUCCUCCAUAGUGGGGAAUGAGUGUCCCACUGGCCAUUACUGCCCAGCCUCUACCACCUUUGCUUCACAGUUCCCUUGCCCCAGGGGCACAUACAAUCCACAGAAAGGCGCUAUCCAACAAUCAGACUGCACACUCUGUGAGCCAGGAUCCUAUUGUCUCCUGCCUGGGCUGGUGGCCCCAUCAGGACCCUGCAGUAGUGGGUUCUACUGCGCUCAUGGAGCAUCUGUCUGGAAUCCCAUGGAUGGGAUCACAGGAGACCUCUGCCCUCCAGGACACUUCUGUCCCCGAGGCAGCCCCCUCCCAGCUCCAUGUGCUCCUGGCUCCUUCCUCCCUAUCCGGGGCGCCAUGUUGAUGGAGAACUGUCAGCCAUGCCCAGCAGGCUGGUUCUGCUCCCGGGCCGGCCUGAGCUCCCCAGAGGCCCUGUGUGAAGGAGGCUGGUACUGUCCUAGGGCCUCUGUCUCCGGGCACAGUCCAGACACCAUCUGCCCACCUGGGCACUGGUGCCCCUCUGGCAGCCUGGAGCCUCAGCCCUGCCUUCCUGGGCAGUAUCAGGAUGAACCUGGACAGAGUUUCUGCAAGACAUGCCCUGCUGGGAAGUUCUGUCCCAUGGGGACCCAGGGUCAAGGAUCCAGGCUCAUUAGUCCAGUGGAUUGUCCUGCUGGCUACUACUGCCCUCCAGGUACUCAGAGCCCAACCCAACACCCAUGUCCCAGGGGCACCUUCCGAGAGAGACCAGGGGCACUCAGUGCCAAGGACUGCAGUCCUUGUCCUGCAGGACAAUUCUGUGCUGAUUCAGGAUCUGGGAAACGCUUUCCAGAUGGCCCAUGCUCAGCAGGAUAUUACUGUCCGCCUGGCCAGACCUCAGCUACCCGCAAGUCUUUCCGGUGCCCCAGUGGCUUCUACUGUCCCGAGGGAUCUCCUCAGCCAAGAGCUUGUGGGAAGGGAACCUUCCAGUCCCAGGAGACACAGGGCUCCUGUGAUCCUUGCCCAGCAGGUUUCUACUGUGAAGCCUCCAGCACAGACCCAGCAGCCCAUGGCCCCAGCCUGUGUUUCCAGGGAUACUUCUGUCCCCCUGGCUCACACUCAGCCACUGCACACCCAUGUCCUCGAGGUACAUUCGGGCCCAAGAGAGGGGCCACUGCAGAGCUGGAUUGUGAGCCGUGCCCAGCAGGGAUGUUCUGCUCAUCAGAAGGGCUACCUCAACCAUCUGGGCUCUGCCACUCUGCUCACUACUGCACAGGGGGCGCCAUAUCUCCCACCCCCAUCAAACACCAAGUGGAGGUGCCUGGACUUUCUGGGAAUGAUAUCUGCCCCCCUGGCUUCUUCUGUCCCAGAGGAACAGGAUUUCCACUUCCAUGCCCCCCUGGGUUCUACUCCUCUACACCUGGCCUGGACAGCAAGGACCAGUGCCAGCCAUGCCCUGUGGGGCACUACUGUAGCCAUCCUGGGCUGUCCAGCAUCCUAGAGGCCAGGCUCUGCCAUGCAGGGUCACUACUGCCCAGCAGGGACAUCCUCCCCUCACCCCUGCCCAGAGGGAACUCUGAGCCCAAGGGAAGGUGCUCCUUCCUCCAGGGCCUGCCUGCCCUGUCCUGCAGGGAGUUAUUGCCCUGGAGAGGGCAACGGGCAGCCUGAGGGACCCUGCUCAGCUGGUUACUACUGCAAGGGCGGUGCAGCUAGCCCCACACCCUGGGGAAAUGGUGCCUUCACCCUCAAUGGGCCCUGCCCCCAAAGCCACUA